UUAUUCAGGUGACUGCUGGGAACGACAGACACCAUGAACGCCAUCAUCCUGCUGGCCCUUGUGGCGAGUGCCGUGGCUGCCCCGGUGGAAACAGACUGGAGUAAAGUAACCAUGAACAAUAUCUACCCUGGGAACUUCACGGCUUCCGAGUUGCACGACGACGAGUCCUUGGAGGCGCGCAUCGUGGGCGGCCAGGCGGCGGCGCUGCACCAGUUCCCCUACCAGGCCGGGCUCCUGCUGCCCGUGCACGGGGGCCACUCCUUCUGCGGGGGGUCCAUCAUCAGCCCCGAGUGGAUCCUGACCGCCGCGCACUGCGUCGACGAACUGGUGGGCGCCGUGACGGUGAUCCUGGGCGCCCACAACGUGCAGACCACGGAGGCGUCCCAGGUCAGGCUCACCACCUCGACCGUCCACAUCCACCCGCAGUGGAGCAGGGCCAACCUGAAGAACGACGUGGCCGUCAUCAAACUGCCCAGGAAGAUCGCCUACAACACAUACAUCCAACCAAUCAGGCUUCCAGCAAAAUCUGAGGCGUCUAAGACCUUCGUCAAUGUCGAGGCAACAGCUAGUGGCUGGGGAAGAAACGCUGACUCUGCGCAGUCCAUCAGCCCCGAGCUCCGCUACAUGACGCAGCCGGUGCUCGCCAACUCGAGGUGCAACGUCCGCUUCCUGGGCGCCAUAGACGCCAACCACAUCUGCACUUCCGGGAAGGGAGGCAUCGGGACCUGCCAGGGCGACAGCGGCGGUCCCCUGGUGGUCACGGACACCGACCACGCCAAGACCCAGGUGGGCGUCGUGUCCUUCGGCCUGGCCCUGGGCUGCGAGGUGGGCUGGCCCGCCGCCUACGCCCGGGUCACCAGCUACCUCACCUGGAUCGGCAGCACCACCGGCAUCGCCAUCAGGAACUACCAUCCACGCGGCGAGUCAGUAACGGUUCUUGUUUCUCCGUCAGGCGGUCGAGAGCCGACAGACGCCAUGGACACUUUCUUCCUGAUGACCCUCGUGGCCAGUGUUGCGGCUCUUCCGGCCGAACGAGACCUCAGCAAGAUCAUCCCCAGGAAUAUCGAAAAAUCAGAAAUCAACAAACUACUCGGAACGCUGCCAAAGUCCGGCAUCGUCGGGGGAGAGAUAGCCACCCCGCACUCGUUCCCGUACAUGGCCUUCGUGGACAUGACGGAGCAGCCGGCGGGAACGGCCCAGUGCGGCGGGACCAUCAUCGACAGCGAGUGGAUCCUCACCGCCGCCCACUGCCUCGACGGGACCGUGUACCCGGCAGAGGUCACCGUGGGGUCGUACGACACCUACGACGAGGCAAGUCCAGCGGUGACGAUCACCAGCUUCGACCUCUUCCAGCACCCCGGCUGGAACAGGACGACCAGGGAGAACGACGUCGGACUCAUCAAGCUGGUGGAGAAAAUCAAGUUCAACGCGUUCGUGCAGCCCAUCAGGCUUCCAGCGAGGUCCCAGCAAGAGGAAAACUACGUUGGUCUUCAAGCCACUAUCGUCGGAUGGGGAAGAACCUCCGACAGCUCUUCGCUGCUGAGCGAGGAACUGCGCUACGUGAACGUGCCCGUCAUCUCGAACCUGAACUGCAGCGCCCAGUUCGGCGACGUGAACGUCACUGACUCGCAGAUCUGCACGUCCGGUGCCGGCGGCAGGAACCCCUGCAACGGAGACAGCGGCGGUCCCCUGGUGGUUCGGGAAGCCGACGGAAACGCCACGGAGAUCGGCAUCGUGUCUUUCGGCGAGUCCUUCUGCGCUACCGGCUACCCGGCCGUCUUCACCAAAAUCAGCAGACACUUGGACUGGAUAUCUCGCACCAGCGGCAUCAAGAUCAGAGAAUAGCAGAAUGUUCCUCCGUUCAAAUUCUGAACUAAUAAGAUUUAUUUUCUUCCAGAAAAUAAAUAUAUAUAUUUUUUUCAUAAACAAUUCUUUGGAAGUAGUUUAAUAAGAUAUAUAUUUGUACAUAAAUAUACAAAGAUAACAGUUUGAAUCCCACAGUACACUGAUUUGAGCAAACAACUUGUCUGAACAAGAAAGUAUUGGAUUUACAGCGUAUAUGAAAUUAUAAUGUAUUAGGGCCUACUGGUGAAAUUACAAGAAGAUAAUUAAAAAAAAAUAUUUUUUUUGAACAAUUCUCAUAUAAAUGUAAAACAAUUUUUUUACAGUUACUGCUUGCAUUAUCGAAUGUGUUUAAAUGUUACGUGUAUUGUAAAUAGAAUUGUGUUGCGCAAAAUAAAGAAUUCGUAAAUGAGCAGUGGUCAUUUGGUUUGCCGGCCAGUGAAAAGUGACCGACCAAUCAA
Bacillus rossius redtenbacheri is the source of this 2303-nucleotide messenger RNA. Its product is annotated as transmembrane protease serine 9-like. Gene Ontology annotation, biological process: proteolysis. The record is from RefSeq and is a predicted model, not a curated record. NCBI's taxonomy places the organism in Eukaryota, Metazoa, Arthropoda, Insecta, Phasmatodea, Bacillidae. Bases 34 to 1845 code for a protein of 603 amino acids. Gene Ontology annotation, molecular function: serine-type endopeptidase activity. The transcript is spliced from 14 exons.